Molecule: messenger RNA, 960 nt
Organism: Trematosphaeria pertusa
Lineage: Eukaryota; Fungi; Ascomycota; Dothideomycetes; Pleosporales; Trematosphaeriaceae
Product: NAD(P)-binding protein
Exons: 2
Coding region: 96-947 (283 amino acids)
Source: RefSeq, a predicted model, not a curated record
ACUAUCCUUUCAAUGUUCUCAUCGUCGGCUUCUUUGUCGACCAGCUAAAGGAUCAACUCGUCACUCCACUCAGAAACGCCCCGCCCACUAUCACAAUGGCACCACUCGUAUGGCUAAUAACAGGCUGUUCCUCCGGCUUCGGCCAGCAAUUCGUCCACAGCAUACUGGCCCGAGGCGACAAAGUCAUCGCCACAGCACGCACCCUAUCCAGAAUUGCACACCUGGAGCAGCUUGGAGCGUCCACACUUCAACUCGACAUCACAUCCAGCCAGUCCUCUAUCGACGCUACGAUCGCCAAAGCCAUCAGCAUCUACGGCAGAGUCGACGUCCUCGUCAAUAACGCGGCGUUCAUCCAGAUCGGCACGCUAGAGGAUUUGCAGUACGAGGAUUGGGUAAAGCAAUUCGACACGAAUGUCUUCGGGACUAUAAAAGUUACUAAGGCGGUGCUACCACAUUUCAGGGAGAGGAAGAGUGGGUGCAUGGUGUUUAUUAGUUCGCUUUCGGGUUGGGUGGGGCACGAUGCCUGCGGUGCUUACGCGGGGUCCAAGUUCGCUCUUGAAGGUAUCGUCGAAGCCCUUAACAGGGAGACCGCGCCUCUCGGAAUUAAGACCCUCUUGAUCGAGCCAGGCCGGUUUCGCACCAAUCUCCUUUCCAGCGGCAACAUGAAAGCCGUGCCGUCCAGGAUUCCUGACUACGCCGACAUGUCCAGCGAGAAGAUGAAAGGGCUCGCGAAGGAAGACCAAGCGCAGCCGGGGGAUCCGAAGAAGCUGGUUGAAAUCACUCUGGACCUGGUGAAAGGAGAGGGUGUCGCAGAAGGGAGGGAGAUCCCGUUACGGAUGCCGCUGGGUAUUGAUUGCGCGGAUGAGCUGAGGACUAAAUGUGAGGAGACGUUGAGGGUGCUAGAAGAGUGGGGAAGUGUUAUCCGAGAUACUGAUCUACAGCGAUAAGGAUUGACCGAGU